This is a messenger RNA of Suhomyces tanzawaensis NRRL Y-17324, 603 nucleotides long. Its product is annotated as flavoprotein WrbA. The record is from RefSeq and is a predicted model, not a curated record. The transcript has a single exon. Bases 1 to 603 code for a protein of 200 amino acids. NCBI's taxonomy places the organism in Eukaryota, Fungi, Ascomycota, Pichiomycetes, Serinales, Debaryomycetaceae. Gene Ontology annotation, molecular function: NAD(P)H dehydrogenase (quinone) activity; FMN binding.
AUGGCUAAAGUCGCUAUCAUUAUCUACUCCUUAUACCAACACAUCGCCAUCUUGGCCGAAGAGGCCAAGAAGGGUAUUGAAGCCGCUGGCGGUCAAGCCGACAUCUACCAGGUUGCUGAGACCUUAUCCCAAGAGGUCUUGACCAAGAUGCACGCUCCAGCCAAGAGAGACUACCCAAUUGCUACUGCUCAAACCUUGACCGAGUACAACGCCUUCUUGUUCGGUAUCCCCACCAGAUUCGGUAACUUCCCAGCCCAAUGGAAGGCCUUCUGGGACACCACUGGUGGCUUGUGGGCCAGCGGUGGCUUGCACGGUAAGAUUGCUGGUGUCUUCGUUGCCACUGGUACCCAAGGUGGUGGUCAGGAAGAAACCGUCAUCAACUCGCUCUCUGUUUUGGCUCACCACGGUAUCGUUUUCGCCCCAUUGGGUUACGCCAAGACCUUCCCCCAGCUCUCCAACGUCGAGGAGAUCCACGGUGGUUCCUCCUGGGGUGCUGGUACCAUUGCUGGUCCUAAGGGUGAAAGAACUCCAUCCAAGUUGGAGUUGGAGCUUGUGCACAUCCAGGGUAAGGAAUUCCACGGCUACGCUGAGAAGUUUGCUUAA